This is a messenger RNA of Myotis daubentonii (Daubenton's bat), 386 nucleotides long. RefSeq names its product keratin-associated protein 19-3-like. The record is from RefSeq and is a predicted model, not a curated record. NCBI's taxonomy places the organism in Eukaryota, Metazoa, Chordata, Mammalia, Chiroptera, Vespertilionidae.
AUGAGCUACUAUGGCAGCUACUACGGAGGCCGCGGCUACGGCUGGGGCUGGGGCGGCCUUGGGGGCCUGGGCUGUGGCUAUGGCUCCGGCUGGGGCUGGGGCGGCCUUGGGGGCCUGGGCUGUGGCUAUGGCUACAGAGGCUAUGGCUGUGGCUGCUGGCGCCCGUCCUGCUGCGGGGGAUACGGAUACUCUGGCUUCUACUGAAACCCUGCCCAGCAGCUCAGCCUCUGAACUUACAGGGACUUCCUCCCACGUUUGAUCUAAGGAACCGGACAGCAGAACUCAUGCUGGGUUAUUGGCACAAAAGCCUUUAGCUCCUCAGGAUUAUGGGUAGAUUUUCAACUGUGCCUGCAUCUCCCUCCUAAGCCCAGGAUCCUCUAGGUUUG